Moneuplotes crassus is the source of this 1310-nucleotide messenger RNA. The record is from the annotation of a GenBank genome assembly. NCBI's taxonomy places the organism in Eukaryota, Ciliophora, Spirotrichea, Euplotida, Euplotidae.
UUUAAUUUUAAUUCACUAUCAUGGGAGUGACAAACAAGAAAGCUAUAGUUCUAGUAGCAACUCUAUACAUUACACUAUCAAUGCAGUGGGAAGAUAGAGAAGAUCAGGGCUCAAUAAACAAAGAAAAAGAAGACUCACACUCCUCGUAUCUAUGGGAGUUCUACCCUCCAAAGUGCCAUCAAUCCAAUAUUAGUGAAUUCCAAAAAAACAUUAGAUUGCUGAGCAAAUUUCCCAAAGUGGAUACUUGAGUACACGAUAGGAUCGCAGGAGAACAGAGGAAGUAUUGGUAUGCCCCAGCGUUUAUCCAAAUUGACCUUGCUCUCUUUUAUUUAACUCCCUUGGCAUCAUCCCCAGUGCUUAUCAUUCUCCUUCCCUUUUUGUACAAUUGUGUGCUUUCACAAAAAUUCUUGAAGAAAGUCAGCGGCCAUUACAACAAUGCAUUUGCUGGAAGCCUCUAUCUUGGCUGGUACACCGUCAUCUUUUAUGUUGCUGGCUUCGCAAUCUUCUUCAUCGUUGGAAGGUUCAAGAUUGAAAUUGUGUGGUGCUUCGACUCACCCCACACAUACAGAGAGUUUCCUACUUCAAUGCAGACAGAGAUUGACAUUCCGCUGGUUGAAGGAGGAGACUUACAGUACGCAUUAGCUACAUCAAAUGGAUUCCAAAAUUCAGAAAAAUCUUCUGAGGAUGUGAAGUACAUGAGCGAUGUGUAUGAGUGCACUACAAAGCGCAUCGAUGACUUUGCCAGACUGACUUGCAAACUCGAGGAUAUUGCCCCAUUUGCCAAUGAAGUAGAAGAAAGCUUGUACUUCACCUUCAACAGUACCCAAAUCAGAAGCAAUGAGCUAGGUGAAGUCAGGAUCAAAAUGCUCAAUGAUUACGGCUUUGAUGGGCUCGAAGACCCCGCUAGAAGACAGAGAAUGGUCUACUACGAAAGAUACGAGAUCCUGAAGAAGGGAGUCGGAGUGCCCAUGGACAUGGCUUCACUGAUGAAAGUCAAGUUGAUUCCGACUCAGUACCAGAACAACAUCAGAGACUUCCACUACAUGGAGAACAAGCAGCAUUUGAUAUCUUUGCAUCCAAACCCGCUGAUGGACGAUGAGCCUGAAGAGCUGCAUUUCGAGAUUGGCUUUGAUCUGGAUAGAAGAGCAAUGAGAUAUGAAUCCAGAAGUCUAUUGAUCACGAUAACACAGGCAAUGAGCUUUUUCAUUGGAAUCGUCUUCUUCGGCUUACUCUAUAUUGAUCUUAUAAAGAGGUGGAGACUCGGAGUUUGGUAAUUGAUAAUCGGAUAUUCAGGCGUUCAACUGGUGUAA